GGGAGAUAACUUUUAAGUGCCACGAGGUUUUUUAAAAAACGUCAAUUACGAGGGAUGGAUCGUAUAAAAGAGGGCUGGUUCAGCGAGAUCGGCGAGCUGUGGCCUGGCCAGUGUAUGUCGUUAGAAGUGGAGGAGGUAUUGCAUAAAGAAAAAUCAAAAUUUCAAGAUGUUUUGGUUUUUAAAAGUAAAACAUAUGGAAAUGUCUUGGUUCUCGAUGGGGUGAUCCAGGCGACUGAUCGAGAUGAGUUUUCUUACCAGGAAAUGUUGGCGCAUCUGCCAAUGUGUUGUCAUGCCAACCCCAAAAAGGUGUUGGUGAUAGGCGGUGGAGAUGGAGGCGUGGUGCGAGAGGUUCUCAAACAUUCGUCAGUUGAAAGUGUCGACCAAUGUGAAAUUGAUGAGAUGGUGAUUGAGGUCAGUAAGAAAUACCUGCCUCAAAUGGCAUGCUGUUUUGAGGAUCCACGACUAAACCUCCACAUCAAGGACGGAUUUGAGUUCAUGGGUCAGCACAAGGGGGAGUAUGAUGUCAUCAUUACAGAUUCCAGCGACCCUAUAGGACCUGCAUCAGCGUUGUUUGAGAAGUCGUAUUACGAGUUGAUGAAGAAAGCGUUGAAACCUGGAGGAGUCGUCUGUAGUCAAGGAGAAUGUAUCUGGCUUCAUCUGGAUCUCAUUAAGGACAUGCAUGACUUCUGCAAGACACUGUACCCCUCGGUUGAUUACGCGUACACGGCGAUACCCACGUACCCGAGUGGCCAGAUAGGAUUUAUUCUCUGUAGUUUAAAUCCGGAUAUUGAUUUUCGAGAACCAGUCAGGAUAUUAACUGAAGCUGACGUGCUCAAGAUGAAACUUAAAUAUUAUAACCAGCAUAUCCACGCUGCAUCUUUCAUUCUUCCCGAGUUUGCAAGAAAGAAACUUUGCAGCAAGCAAACAGUGUAGGAUACUCCAAGAAAUGUCAAACCUCCAAGAGAAUGGCGAUCAACCGGAUCGCACGCACGCGCUGUAUUCAGUCUAUGUGAGUCUUUUAUGGCGUCGCUACAUUUAGAAGACAACACCCACCUGUGCGUUAACAGGACAUCCCUUCUUGACGAGGAUGGAGACCACAGAAUCCAUGACGUCACCAACUUCAACGGCGCAGUGCAGUGGGGUGCUCUUUCGUUUGUUGCUCACCUUCACGUUUGCACCUUUGUCCAGCAACAGUAUGGCAAUAUCCGGUUCUUUCCUGGAUAAAUAAAAAAUACCAAGUUAA
Molecule: messenger RNA, 1243 nt
Organism: Gigantopelta aegis
Lineage: Eukaryota; Metazoa; Mollusca; Gastropoda; Neomphalida; Peltospiridae
Product: spermidine synthase-like
Exons: 9
Coding region: 55-933 (292 amino acids)
Biological process (GO): spermidine biosynthetic process
Cellular component (GO): cytosol
Molecular function (GO): spermidine synthase activity
Source: RefSeq, a predicted model, not a curated record